AUGGAUAACCUAAAAGUUCCACUAAGCGAAAUAAUAAAGGCGACCGAUAACUUCUCAGAAAAAUAUUUCAAAGGCUUAGGCGGAUACGGCACAGUGUACGUAGCUGAACUCCCGUGCUUUGAUGGCAUUGGACCUGUUGCUAUUAAACGCACCAACAAAAGAAGAGACAAGGAAACAGAAAUAAGAUUCAUGGCAGAAGUGGACAUGCUUAUAAAAGCUAAGCAUGACAACAUAGUCUCACUUCUUGGCUUUUGUGAUGAAGCUGAUGAGAUGAUUCUUAUCUGCGAGUACGCUUCAAACGGAAGCCUUGAUAAGUAUCUGGGAAAUGGGAUUACAUCACCUUCACAACGGUUUACCGGCGAAAACACGAUAAUACAUCGUGAUAUUAAAAGUGAUAAUAUAUUAUUGGAUGAUAAGUGGGUGGCCAAGAUUGCUGACUUUGGCCUCUCAAAGUUACACAAAGGAGAUAAAAAACACAGAACCUUUGCUACCAACAAACGUGUAGGGACUAUGUUUUACGCAGAUCCAGAAUAUAUGAAAAGAGGUGGUAAGUUGAAAAAGAAAUCAGAUAUUUACUCGUUUGGAGUUGUGUUAUUUGAAAUCCUAUGCGGGAGGUUGGCAUAUGAUAAAGAUUUCAUUGGGAUGGGGGGGCUUCCAGCAAUAGCACGAAAUUGCUACAAAGAUGGAAACUUAAAGCUAUUGGUAGAUCCAAAAAUAAAGGAAGCUCGUGAAAACGUAUUUACACUAAAUGGAGGGGUGAAUCAAGUUUCUAUAGAUAAAUUUUCAAAAGUUGCAUAUAAAUGUUUGGCACAAAGUCAAGACGAUCGUCCAACAAUAGAAUACGUCAUCAAAAAACUCAAGAAAGCUUUAUACUAUCAAGAGAACUACAAGGAUAGCCUUCAUAUUUCCCUUGAUGACAUGAAGUCAGCAACAAAAAACUUCAGCAAAAUCAUUGGAGAAGGAAGACACUGGAAGCAAUAUAAAGGAGAAAUCAAACAUGGUAACAAACCUAGCACCAUUGUAGCAAAGCGGUGGGAUCGCAAUUCUCCUGAAGGUCGUUAUCAAUUUUUUACCGAGCUUAAAAUUCUUUAUGAGAACAAGCACGAAAAUAUCAUUUCUCUUGUCGGCUACUGUAAUGAAAAGGGUGAACACAUAAUCGUCUAUCAAAAUGCGCCUAAUGGAAGCUUGGAUAAGCAUUUGAUCAACGCUAGUCUUACAUGGAUUAGACGACUCAAGAUAUGCAUAGAUGUCGCAAAAGGAUUAGAGUUUCUUCAUACAAGUGUUUCAAUGAUGCAUAGGGACAUCAAAAGUUCUAGUAUUCUAUUAGAUGGUGAUUGGAAGGCUAAAAUUUCCAAUUUUGAGUUGUCCACCCCACUGUCUGACACGAAGCCAAUUGAGCAUGUCACUGAUGAUAAUUAUCGUUCCCUGAGCUACGUUUCGAAAAAUGAUCAAGAACAGGGUUAUUUAACAAGAGAGUCGGAUAUAUACUCAUUAGGUGUGGUUUUAAAGGAGGUGUUGUGGGGGAGAUUGACGGAUCCCACUGACCGUGGCAGUCAUCAUGUCGUCCACAACGGACAAGAAAUUCUUGAUGGCCUAGUGUUACUAGAGGGUAUGGAGGAACAAAUUGAUCGUAAAUCGUUAGAUACAUUUGAAGAUAUUGCCGGUUUAUGCUUAGCCUAUAGGAAAUAUCGACCACGAGUAACGGAGGUGAUAACAAAACUUGAGAAGGCACUGAAUCUUCAAAUUUCAAGCAUGGCAAAGAUGUACGAGUCUCCUGAAAUGAAAAAGGAUCUGGACGACGUAUUCUCCAAAGGAAUUCUCCUUAAAGACGACAAAAUGAUUUCAAGCAUGACAAAGAUGUACGAGUCUGCCGAAAUGAAGAAGGAUCUCGACGACAUAUUCUCCAAAGGAAUUCUCCUUAAAGACAACAAAGUGCUUGAUAAUUAA
This is a messenger RNA of Helianthus annuus (common sunflower), 1947 nucleotides long. Its product is annotated as probable receptor-like protein kinase At2g23200. Gene Ontology annotation, molecular function: transmembrane receptor protein tyrosine kinase activity; ATP binding. Gene Ontology annotation, biological process: protein autophosphorylation. Lineage: Eukaryota; Viridiplantae; Streptophyta; Magnoliopsida; Asterales; Asteraceae. The transcript has 6 exons. Bases 1 to 1947 code for a protein of 648 amino acids. The record is from RefSeq and is a predicted model, not a curated record. Gene Ontology annotation, cellular component: plasmodesma; plasma membrane.